UGAAAGUGGCCGAAUUUGAAGUGACAAACAGCACUACACCGAGCAUCCACCCCCAGACUGCGCGAUUGCGUCCUCCUCCACAUCCCAUCACCAAGAGCAGCUAUUGUGUUUCACCCAGGCCCAGGGAGUUGAGUGGAAGGGCCUGGGGGUCUGAGCUCUGACUGCUCUGCCACUUCCCCAUUGGCUGCUGGCAGCCUGUGCUCUGCGAGCGCUGAGAGGGCUGAGCGACAGGGGGAGACUCUCACCCAUAAAAGGGGGGAAAAGGCUUCAGAACUGCAUUCUAAGGGGACUUGGUAGCCCUCACAGCUUCCUCUCUGGCACUUCUCUGAGCUAGAGUCAGGGUGCUUCCUGAAUCUUGGAUCGGCCACCACCUGAACAGCCAGAAGCUUACCGGGGACAAAGCAGUGAACAGGCCAUUCAUCUCCAGGUUUGGAGAUCUGCGUGGGGGAAGCUCUUGAGGCAGCCACAGUGCGCAGAAGAGUGGGACAGAAUGGCUUGGUCCGCACUGAUGCUGGCAGCUUGCCUCCUCGUGGUGGUACCCUCUAACGAUGCAGCCGACUGCCUGUCCCUGUGCUCCCUGUGUGCAGUGAGGACUCAGGAUGUGCCCCAUCCCAUCAACCCCCUGAUUUGCUCCCUGGAGUGCCAGGACCUGGUGCCACCAUCAGAGGAGUGGGAGAGAUGCCAGCGCUCUUUGUCUUUUCUCGUCCCCACCGCCUCUGGGAUCCGUGGCAAGGAUGAUCUGGGGAAUGAAGUUGCUUUGGAAAAAGGCUACAGCGCACUGACCAAGCUCUUGGAGCCCCUCCUGAAGGAGCUGGAAAAAAGCCAAUCCCUCACAAGUGUCUCAGAGGAAAACCUCAGGGGUCUCUCUGGCAGGUUUGGGGAUGGAAAAGAGUCUGAGCUGGUGGGAGCUGACGGGAUGAACGAUGGAGCCACGCAGGCUGACACACUGCAUUUCAGCGAGGAGGGCUUGAGGAAACAGGCCAAACGCUAUGGAGGGUUUUUGCGCAAAUACCCCAAGAGGAGCUCAGAGAUAGCUGGGGACGAGGACGGGGGCCAGGAUGGGGAUCCGGUAGAACAUGAGGACCUGUACAAACGCUAUGGGGGCUUCCUGCGGCGCAUUCGCCCCAAGCUGAAGUGGGACAACCAGAAGCGCUACGGCGGCUUCCUUCGGCGUCAGUUCAAGGUGGUGACUCGGUCCCAGGAGAAUCCCAAUACCUACUCUGAAGAUCUAGACGUUUGAUGCAUAACACUUCCCCACCAUGGAGUUGGGUUAGAAGUUUCCCCCUGUACUAGAACCCACUUCAUCAACCCCUUGUGCUUGCCUCGCCCAUUGCUCCAUUCAGCACCCAGAGGAAACAGUCUAAGCCCAGCCCACUCCUGU
This is a messenger RNA of Phodopus roborovskii (desert hamster), 1381 nucleotides long. It is a transcript of the gene Pdyn, whose product is annotated as prodynorphin. The transcript has 4 exons. Gene Ontology annotation, cellular component: dendrite; axon terminus; neuronal cell body. NCBI's taxonomy places the organism in Eukaryota, Metazoa, Chordata, Mammalia, Rodentia, Cricetidae. Bases 491 to 1240 code for a protein of 249 amino acids. The record is from RefSeq and is a predicted model, not a curated record. Gene Ontology annotation, molecular function: opioid receptor binding. Gene Ontology annotation, biological process: sensory perception; neuropeptide signaling pathway; chemical synaptic transmission.